CAUUAUCCAUGUUAUAGAACUCAUUCAGUCAAGAUGAUACUUUCACGAUCCAUAUUAUUAUUAGUAGUUUCAUCUUGCAUACCCCUCAUCAGAGCACAGGAACUAAUUGGCCCAUCAUGUUGUGACAGCCCUAUAUGUCUACAGGGAACAAUACAAGAUAUUAUAGCGAAGCUUUCAGUUGGAAUUCAAUCAAACAACCAGGAACUGUCCAUUAACCCUCUUCGGUACUCUGGUCCCUUCGACUAUCACAUCAAUGUUUCGGAACUCAACUUCAUAGUUGUAACGACAAAUAAUGUCUUCCAAGGAUUUGCUGAUUCAAAAGUGUCAGAUGCUCAGUUGAGCGACGAUGGACCAAACACUGUGAUAUCCUUCAACACUAGGACCCCUCAUAUCAAACACACGGGAGAUUAUACGAUGGAUGGAGUACUAAAAAAAUUAGAAGGCUUUGAUGGUCAAAUACCUCUCAGAGAAAAUGGAGUAGCUACAUUCACAUACAAUAACACAGAGUUUCAUCAUGAAAUCAUCUUGGACACCGAAUACAGACACGAAAAACCAGUCUUGAGAGUGCGAUCGUACAGGGUGAAGCUGCAGCACGCCGAAGCGUACACUGCGACCUUCAGCAACCUCUUCGGCGGCAAGGACAACGUCAGGUCGAAAGCUUACUCUGGCUACAUCAGCAAGUCCCUUCUAAAUAUUGUCAAGCAGAUAAUGCCGGAAAUAAAUGGCUCCUACAUCAAGGCAUUUGGCAAGCUCGUUCGGGAACUUAUCAAUGGCACUCCGGCAGAAAAAUUGUGUCCAGGCAGGCAAAGAAACUGAUGCUAUUGAAGAUACAAAAUAAUUUGUUCUGAAAUGUUUUAUAGAAACUCGAUUACUGCAUAUAUUUUAGAG
Messenger RNA from Phaedon cochleariae (mustard beetle), 888 nucleotides. The record is from the annotation of a GenBank genome assembly. NCBI's taxonomy places the organism in Eukaryota, Metazoa, Arthropoda, Insecta, Coleoptera, Chrysomelidae.